GCACAGGCCCUGAUGGGUAAUCAGCUGAGCUGGCACGCCAUUGAGACGGCCUUGGCACGCGCUGUGUCUAUGGAGAUUAUCAGCGAGGAGGACCUUGAUGUCUUCAGCAAAGAUAUGCUCAUCAAGGCCGCGGCGGAGGUGAAAGAAAGCCGGCACUUUUCAGAGCUCAAGGACCUGCAUAUCGUUCUGGAAGAUGCAGCUCGGGAGUACCUGGAGCUUCAGGUCAAGCUUUCGCCGCUUGAAGUCCUGACUGCGCUCUCGUCGUUGGAAAUCCUCAAGGUCUCUGAGGAGGUGGUUCAGCAGCUGAAAGCUGAGAUGAGGUCGGAGUUGGAGAGAAACCUUCAAGAUGUGUCUUAUCAGGGCUCCUUGAAGAUCGAGUCCGAGGAUUCCUCGGAUCAGUUGGUGGUCGCCUUCUCCGAGGAGAACCCUGGCCUCUUGGACGCCCACCCAAAAGAGGCUGCCCUUUCUGACGAGGCUCGACAGACGGCGCAGGUCAACCUUGUCGCCCUCUUGAGUUGGCAGCAGGGCGAAAGGCCCGGACACCAGAUGGCGGUCGUACGCUCGGGCUCCGGCUCGGGUGGCGGUGAUCUGGGAGGGAGCUGGAACUUGGAGGGUACGAAGAUCGAGCUUUGCUACGCAGCCAGCUGA
This is a messenger RNA of Symbiodinium necroappetens, 648 nucleotides long. The record is from the annotation of a GenBank genome assembly. NCBI's taxonomy places the organism in Eukaryota, Dinophyceae, Suessiales, Symbiodiniaceae.